AUGGAAGGAGACGACGUGACGCUUCGAGAGCAGCUUUUUCACGACCGUGUGCGGGAGACAAUCAUCAGUGUCUUGCUCUUCGCCUGUCUCUACAUGGUGUCUUAUCUCGUCAUCAAACACUACAGGAAGAAUGCAGAGUUUGCUGCAGAUGAGGAUGAGGAUGCCACUGUCAACAAAAUUGCGCUUUGGCUCUGUACAUUCUCUCUUUCUAUAUCUGUUGGUGCAGUUCUCUUGCUCCCUCUCUCCAUUUUGUCCAAUGAGGUUCUGCUCUCCUUCCCUCACAGUUACUACAUGCAGUGGCUGAAUGGAUCCCUAAUACAUGGCCUAUGGAAUCUUGUCUUCCUCUUUUCCAACCUCUCCCUCGUUUUCCUGCUGCCCUUUGCAUAUUUCUUCACAGAGUCAGAGGGCUUUGCAGGCUCCAAAAAGGGGGUGAUGUCGCGUGUGUAUGAGAGCGUGGUGGUCCUGCUCCUGUUGACAGUGUUAGUUGUGGGGAUGGUGUGGGUGGCCUCAGCACUCCUGAACAACAGCACAGCCAGAGAGAGUCUGUACGAUCUGUGGGAGUAUUAUUUACCAUAUCUUUAUUCAUGUAUCUCAUUGACUGGAGUUUUGCUGCUGUUGUUGUGUACACCAUUUGGUUUGUCGCGGAUGUUUAGUGUGACAGGAAAGCUCCUGGUUAAACCUAGGCUGCUGGAGGACGUGGAAGACACCAUGAGUUGUGCUAUGUUUGAAGAAGCUGCUCUCUCCCAAAAGAUCCGACGUGAGUCCUGGUCCUGGGACACUUUGUGCUGGAUGAAUCAGAGUGGAGAGGCUCUGAGGAGACGAUAUUUUGCCAUAAAAGCUCGGCGAAUAGCUCUGGAGAUGCGCAGGCGAGCAUCACCCUGGCAGCGUAACCUUGGUUACCCUUUAGCCAUGCUGCUCCUGCUGGCACUCACAGUGGUGUGUGUGUUUAUUGUGUGUUUCCAUGUGCUGGAGCUGCUGUUUGAUGAGACGGCCAUGCCCCGGGGGAUGGAGGACCCUCUGCUGGGUGCGGCCUCAUUCUCUGCGUUUGGUUCUCUGGGUGCAGCGGUGCAGGUCAUCCUCAUCCUAUAUCUGAUGGUAUCAUCAGUUGUGGGCUUUUAUAGCUCUCCAUUAUCCUCCGGUCUGCUGCCUCGAACCCAGGACACCACUCUCACACAGAUCAUUGGCAACUGUGUGUGUCUCCUGGUGUUGAGUUCAGCUCUGCCCGUGUUCAGUAGGACUCUAGGCAUCACUCGAUUUGAUCUUUUGGGUGACUUUGGUCGCUAUAACUGGCUGGGAAAUUUUCACAUUGUGUUUAUGUACAAUGUCCUUUUUGCCGGGCUGACCUCUGCCUGUCUCAUCAACACACUGACCUGGGCGGUGCAGCGAGAGCUCAUCAAGGCAUUCGGUCUGCAUAAACUUCCCCUGACAGUGUCACGCUCUGCAAUCCCACUCAAACUCCUGUUAGCUAAUGGACUCUCAAAGAUACAGUGA
Molecule: messenger RNA, 1491 nt
Organism: Chanos chanos (milkfish)
Lineage: Eukaryota; Metazoa; Chordata; Actinopteri; Gonorynchiformes; Chanidae
Product: limb region 1 homolog-like protein
Exons: 17
Coding region: 1-1491 (496 amino acids)
Biological process (GO): signal transduction; receptor-mediated endocytosis
Cellular component (GO): plasma membrane
Molecular function (GO): transmembrane signaling receptor activity
Source: RefSeq, a predicted model, not a curated record